AUGAGUUAUGUACGUGAGAAUCAACAAUCUACUACGGAAAAUGGAAAGCCAAGCAAUAAUAGCUUAACAACAUCGCCACCAUCAACUGGUGAUAAGAUCAGUGAAAGAGAAAAUGGAACAGUGUUCAAAAUUUAUGAAAAUGAAGAAGACACAAAUGAUGCUGAAAAUGACAAACAAUAUAAUAACAGCUCUAUAGUUCGUCAAUCUAUCAAAGAGUAUCAGAUAUUUCCUGCAGAUGACGUUUUCGAUAUAAAUGAAAUACCACUACAUUUGACAUCAUAUCUUAGAGUAGGUGAUUUAAGAUCAAAGAAGCGUGUCAAAUCUAUUUUUAAACUGCGCAAUUAUUGCGAUCCAUAUACAAAUGAGAAGUUUAGUUUAGAUACAGACGAUAUAGAUUCUGAUCAUGAUGUUGAUCAUAUUCAUGAAGCACAAGUCAUCGCGGCUGCGAUUCUACGCACAUCUGAAUUAGCGCCACGUAUUAGUAAUGUAUUAUUAUUGAAUCCAUUACGUGAUGUUCUCAAUGAUUCAAAAAAUCUUACAAUAACACCGGCCAAAAUAAAUCGUUCAAAAGGACAAGCAGUAAGAUUUUACUUAAAUCAUUUGGACAAGAAAUCUGAAAUGCCAUUAUUAUCUGCCUUCAUUCAAACAGCAGUUGGAAAAGAACGAUAUAUUGCUCAAUUUGCACAUAAUAUAGUGAAAGUAAUUCAAGAUAGCUGGAAUGAUGUGAGUGAGAAUAUGAGAGAGACAAAACCAGAAAAUGGAAACAUUAGUGGUCAAAUUUAUGUCACUUUGGCUGAUAAUUUUGAUCAUAUUGUAGAAAAAAUGCAAUUAGAUUGGAAUGAGGGAAUAAAACUACGUAAUGGUCGAAUAUAUUGUUCUUCGAAUAAAUAA
Molecule: messenger RNA, 891 nt
Organism: Didymodactylos carnosus
Lineage: Eukaryota; Metazoa; Rotifera; Eurotatoria; Philodinida; Philodinidae
Source: the annotation of a GenBank genome assembly